Molecule: messenger RNA, 5370 nt
Organism: Rotaria socialis
Lineage: Eukaryota; Metazoa; Rotifera; Eurotatoria; Philodinida; Philodinidae
Source: the annotation of a GenBank genome assembly
AUGUCAUAUCCUCACUGUUAUCAAACAAGAAGUACGACCAAGAUUAAUCAAACAAUUAGUGAAAUUUCAUCGAUUCCUUCUACACAAACAAUGGCAUCGUCGUAUUCAGAUCAACCAAGAACACCUACUCAUAUUUCACCACAACUCAACAACAAUACAGAAGAAAACAUAAUGUUAAAAUCUCAUAUUACACAACAUAAAGAAGAAUAUGUGCCAUUGAAUGAACAGAUCGACAAUUCAUUAAUAAUUCCGCUUAUAAAUCGCCUUUCAAUGUCGCAAUCAACAUCAUCUCCUGAAAAAUCUCAAUCAUUAACAAUUGAACAAUCUCAUGCAAUUGGUCAAUCGCCACCAAUGCAUUCUGCUCAAAAAACUUUGACGCCACAUGAUAUGAAAAAUAUAUUAUGUCCACCACCACGAAUUACAGAUACUGAAGAAAUUCAUCGUGCAUCUGUUGUAUCAACGUAUUCUCAAGGAUUUAAUUUACAAACAAAUCCAUCAGGUUCGCAAUCUUCACAACUCAAUUCAAAUAUGAACGACGAACGAAAUUCGGAUGAAUUACAAUACACGUCAUUACACCUACUAACACCAAGUACAACAUUUGAUCAAACUUGUGUUUUAAAAUUAGAAAUUGAACGAUUAACAAAAGAAUUAGAACUUAUGAAAUUACAACAAUCUCAACAACAAAUACAUACGUUUCGUACAUCUCAGUCCGACCCGUCAUGUUCAUUUGCUCAACAACCGUCAAUGACAGCAACAACACAAAAACCAUAUUCCAAUUUAACUACGAUACCUAUUCAUGUUAUUGUUAAUACAGAUCCACUUCAACAGAUGAAAGAUUUUGUAAAGUCUUUCAAUGGCAAUCCAACUGAUGAUGUUACCAAAUGGCUUGAUAGUAUUAUUCAUUAUUUUGACAUCGCACAAAUAUCAGGUGAUAAAGAAACCUUAUAUUUCCAAUAUGCUCCCGCAUUUUUGAAAGAAUAUGCAUAUAAAUGGUGGACAGAUCAGAAACAUUUUAUAUUUAGUUGGUCAACAUUCAAACAAGCAUUGAUGACAAAAUUUGCUGAAAAGAAUGAAUAUUUAAUUGAACAACAAUUCGAUCAACGAAAACAACAAUUAAAUGAACCCGUCAUCAAGUAUUAUUAUGAUAUCAUCGAUUUAUGUAAGAAAUAUGAUCCACAUAUGUCAGACAAACAAAAAAUUCGUAAAUUAACUAACGGAUUAAAAUUAUCAUUAUAUCAAGAAGCUAUCAAAGAAAGUUACUCAACGCCAUACGAAUUUUUGACAAAAGUACAACAAUUGGAAAAUAUUCAGAAGUUAAUUGAAUUAAGACAAGAUCAAACAGCUCAAGUAUCAAACAUAAUGAACCAUAACGACAACUUAUCAUCACCGCAUCAUCGAUCAAAUAAUUAUACGACAAAAUCGAUGUAUUAUCCUUCAUCUGUUCAACAUGAUUAUUUAUAUGGACAAUUUGAAUCUAAUCAGAACAAACAAUAUCCAACAUCACACUCAUGUCAAUCGCAACAAAUGUACAAUCAACCACAUGCAUCUACUUAUCAGAAAAAUUAUUCUUCAGAAAAAUCGGAAAUUUACUGUUAUAAUUGUGGCCAACCUGGACAUAUUGCUCGUUAUUGCCAACAACAUACUGCAACAGAGGUGCCAGAUGGUGGCCCCUCUGAAACGAUUAUAAAUCCAUCGCCACUCUCAUUUAUCACAGUCCCGGUUAAUGGUAUUCAAUUACAAUGUCUUUUAGAUACAGGAGCUAGCAAUACUUUUAUUCAUACAUCAACAUUAUCCAAAAUUCGACAUAAUAAAAUCAAUCGAAUUAAAGGUAAGUAUACAUUGGCCGAUGGGAAUACGACAGUAGAUAUAGUUGGAGAAGUUGAAAUUUAUAUUCAAAUAGGAAAUAUUGAAACUAGAAUUACUGCACUGAUAUCAAAAUCGUUAUCAACAUUAUGUAUAUUAGGUCAAGAUUGGAUAAGAAAAUAUGCAGUCGACAUUUGUCAAUCAACUAAAUUAAUUGUUAUACACACAUUAAGAUCAUCAGCUACUAUACGGAUGGACAAUAAUAUGGACAAACAUAAUUUUGAUCUAAAGUUAAUUAAUACCGUUAUAUUACAACCACAACAUGAAACUAUUGUUCGACUUAAAUCACCUAUUUCAUCUUCUGGAAACGUUGUCUUUCAUCCUAAUCGUAACCUUCAAUAUACAAAACUUAUUGCUAUUCCCAAUGCCUUAUUAUCUAUCAACAAUUAUGAAACAUACGUUACAAUUGCUAAUCCGACAAAUAAAAUUUGUCGAAUACCCAUUCAUACUAAUAUUGGUCAUUUUACCAUACAACCUUCCGAUAUUCGUUGUUAUACUAUUAAUUCAUGUUUAGAUACUGAUCAUUCGUCUUUAAAUGAGCAACAACAACUGGAAAUUAAUAAACAUGAUUCAACAGAACUGAUAUUCGAUCGAUUACUAGAUCAUAUUCAAAAUAAAAAUGAAAAACUCGAAAUUUAUCAAUUGCUAAUUAAAUAUAAAAAAAUUUUUGAUACAUCGACACCUUCGAUUGCUAAAAUUUCUGUUCCACCAAUGAUUAAUACUGCAUCGAAUCUUCCAAUUCAUUCACGUGUUUAUCGUACUGAUCCACUUAAACAACAACACAUUUCGACAAUCAUUAAUGACAUGUUAAAAUCGGGACAAAUUCAAAAAUCUUAUUCUAGUUGGUCAUCGCCGGUCAUAUUAGUUAAAAAAAAGGAUGGUACUUAUAGAUUCGUUAUCGAUUAUCGUCAGCUAAACAAUAUCACAGAACGAGAUAGUUAUCCUUUACCGCGGAUCGAAGAGACAUUAAACAGAUUGAAUGGCAACAAUUUUUUCCCGAAACUUGAUUUAAAAACAGGUUAUCAUCAAAUUCCAAUUCAUUCAUCAGACAAAGAGAAAACAACAUUUGUCACAUACAACGGUACAUAUCAAUUUAAUGUAAUGCCACAAGGCCUCAAAAAUGCUCCAUCCAGUUUUCAGCGGUUAAUGUAUGACUUAUUGGUAAGUACAAGAUGGGAUUUUUGUUUAGUAUAUAUUGAUGAUGUAAUCAUUUUUUCACAAUCAUUUGAUCAACAUGUUGUUCAUUUAAAUGAAAUAUUUUCGAUUUUAUACAACGCUAAUUUACAACUUAAUCCACAAAAAUGUUCACUUAUUAAAUCGGAGAUCAACUAUCUUGGUCACACAAUCAAUCAACAAGGUAUUCGACCACUUCAAGAUAAUGUAGAUGCAAUUCUUAAACUACCAACACCAUCAACACCUAAACAAGUUCAUUCAUUCGUACAGGCUGCAAACUAUUAUCGUGAUCAUAUUGAAAAUUUCUCUAAGAUUGCUGCACCGUUAUAUCCUUAUACAAAAAAGAAUGCUGUAUGGAAAGGUUGGACAUCGCAAAUGGAAAACGCAUACAAUGAUCUUAAACGACGACUGACAACAUCUCCAGUAUUUCUAAAUUUUCCCGAUGACACCUCACCGCUGGUAUUAUCAACAGAUGCAUCAGGUUAUGGUAUGGGUGGUGUGUUGCGACAAAUGACAUUGGAUGGAUCAAAAGUGAUAAAAUAUGCUUCUAAGAAAUUCAAUUCAGCACAACAAAAAUAUUCUACAACUGAACGAGAAUGUUUGGCGUUAGUAUGGUGUAUUCAGAAAUUGAAGGAGUACAUUUGGGGACGCCCAAUUCAAAUAGAAACUGAUCAUUGUCCUUUAUGCAGUUUCAAUAAAAAGAAGUUUCAAAACUCGAGAAUCGAACGUUGGCAAUUAGAAUUAUCUGAAUAUGAUAUAACUAAAAUUACGUAUAAACGUGGAAAAUGUAAUUGUGAUGCAGAUUUAGUAUCUCGUUUUCCAUAUGAUGAAGACGAUAUUGAUGAUACUGAUCAUCCAUUACGUAUUCGACAUUAUACACAACCAGUUGUUUAUUACAUUACUACUAUGCAAAUCAACGCCAUCACUAGAUCAAAAGCUAAACAAUUAUCAACAAAACACUCCGUACCUUCUUCAUCUUCAUCAUCGAAUAUUAUAACAAGAUCGAAAGCAAAAACAAAUCAUCACUCGCCUGUUUCUGAACCAACAUCUGCUUCAUCUUCAUUAACACCAACAUCAAUAGUCUUGCCUUCAUCGUCAAUAAUUGAUUUUAGUAUGGAUCGGAUUCGAAACGAACAGAUGACUGAUAUGGAUAUCCAAUCAAGAAUAAAAAAUAUCAAUAAUAAUCCGCAACAAUAUUUGAAUGAUAUUGUGGAUGAACAAAUAUUAUACAAAUUAGUUACACGAAAUGCUCAUACAAAGAUCCAAUUACCAUGGAUAUCGAAAUCAAUGAUUCCGGAUAUUUUAUUGGCAUACCAUGAUCAUCCAUUUAGCGGACAUUUUGGUGUAAAUCGCACGUAUAAUAAGAUUAAAGAUAAAUUUUAUUGGUUUAAUAUGUUGAAUACAAUCAAACAAUAUAUUCGUUCUUGUACACAAUGUGUUCAAUUUAAUGUACGACGACAGAAAAAGCCUGGAUUAUUACAAAAGGAACCACCACCAGAAGGUGCGUUCGAAGUAAUGCAAAUGGACUUUUGGAAAUCAUCUAUUCGAUCGUCUGACGGUAAUCAAUAUGUAUUAAUAAUUACUGAUCGAUUAACUAAAUAUGUAUUUGCCCGUGCGCUACCAUCGGAGAAUGCUAAAGACGCUGCGGAGAUGUUGUUCGAGGAUAUUAUAUUGAAACAUGGAGCGAUUCGCUGUAUACAAUCUGAUCAAGGUUCUCACUUUCAUAAUGAACUUUUAUCAGCAAUCACAAAAUUAACUGGUUGUAAACAAACUUUUUCGAUUCCUUGCCAUCCAAUGUCGAAUGGUCAGGUGGAGAGAUUCAAUUCAACUUUUUGUGAUCAACUUAAGAAAUAUCAUCAUGAUAACAUCAAUGAUUGGGAUAUUUAUUUGCAAUCGAUCGUUUGGGCAUACAAUUCUGGUGUACAUUCUGUGACGGGUUUUAUUCCCUACGAAUUAACAUUCAAUCGUCGACUAAUAUCACCGUUUGAAUUUUCAAUUUCGAAGUUUACAAUGUUAAAGCCGAAUGAUUAUUGGGUAAAAGCAAACAAAUUCAAGAAAUUGGCUCUUAGUGCUGCUCGAUUUAACAUCGAACAACAACAACAAUUGAGUAAACUAAGAUAUGAUAAAGGAAGAGCCAAUCCAAAUUAUACAUUAAAUGACAUGGUAUGGGUUAAAGUAUUAAUUGGUCGUUCAAAAUUGGAUCCUCGAUAUCAUGGUCCAUUCCGUAUUAUCAAACGAAUUAAUGCAAUCAAAUAUAUUGUUGAACAUGUACAAGAUCAUUAUCAAAAAGAAGAACAUGCCAAUAAUUUGAUCCCAUUCUACGAACGAGAUUAA